Molecule: messenger RNA, 1710 nt
Organism: Baudoinia panamericana UAMH 10762
Lineage: Eukaryota; Fungi; Ascomycota; Dothideomycetes; Mycosphaerellales; Teratosphaeriaceae
Product: glycoside hydrolase family 16 protein
Exons: 2
Coding region: 1-1710 (569 amino acids)
Biological process (GO): fungal-type cell wall organization; (1->6)-beta-D-glucan biosynthetic process
Cellular component (GO): endoplasmic reticulum membrane; plasma membrane
Molecular function (GO): glucosidase activity
Source: RefSeq, a predicted model, not a curated record
AUGACAGCUCCUGUAACACCCGCUCGGACAGGUACGCCAGGGUUCAUCCGUGAAGCGGAUCCUGAGAAAGCAGGCUUCUUUCCUUAUUUGGACGACCGCUUAGGCGCGCCAGAGUACGCGUUUCCACUGUUCUCGGAUCAGAAAGAGGACGAUGAUGAUAUGCACAUGCCCCAAUGGGACGAUGAUGUGAAGCUGAAACCGAAAUUCAAGGACCACUUCACACGUGAGAAUGUUGUCAGUACGCUCGGAAUGAUGUUCAUGGUACUAGGGUUAUUGUGCAUAUUUGUGAUUUUGCCGGUUGUGUCUUAUACUACACAGGGCCUGCUGGAUUACGACUAUGAAACUCCGCUCUCGGAGAUGCCAAAGGUAGGACAACAGCCGGAAACGUGGGCGAGUGUGAACAAUAAGACCUACCCACUUCUAUCAAAUCUGCGAACCGGAUUGAUCGACCCGGACACACCAAACAGCGCCAAGACGAGGACAGGCGUAAAUGGCAAUGAGUACGUGCUUGUGUACAGUGAUGAAUUCAAUGAGCAAAACCGGAGUUUCUGGGAAGGUGACGAUCCAUAUUGGUUCGGUGGCAAUUUCUGGUAUGCUGCAACGCAGGACUUGGAAUGGUACGACCCGGAUGCGAUCAACACAGGCGAUGGCACGCUCCAGAUUCAGCUUGACAACUUCGCCAACCAUGGCUUGAACUACCGCUCAGGCAUGCUGAACUCCUGGAACCAAUUAUGCUUCAAGGGAGGCAUAUUCGAAGUCUCCAUGUCACUGCCAGGGCCCGCUGGCGUGCACGGCUUAUGGCCCGGUGCUUGGACAAUGGGCAAUCUCGGACGACCAGGCUAUCUGGCGACAACGGAUGGUCUCUGGCCAUAUACGUACAAUACAUGUGACACUGGCAUCACUCCAAACCAAUCAAUGACCGACGGUACGAGCGAGCUGCCCGGACAGAGGUUGCCAUCUUGCUCCUGCGUUGGUGAAGAUCAUCCGACCCCCGGGACAGGGCGAGGUGCUCCGGAAAUAGACAUUGCGGAGGCCAGUGCAGACUGGGGUGGAAAGGGAUGGGGCGUGGCAACCCAGUCUUAUCAAGUUGCGCCGUUCGACAUCUGGUACUACCCCAAUUACAAUUUUAUGGAGACGCCGAACUACAACAUGAGCUUCGUCAAUACCUACACCGGAGGUCCAUUCCAGCAGGCUGUAUCUACAACGACUAUGCUAAACAAUGCAUGGUAUGACGGACAACAGUACCAAAAGUACGCCUUUGAGUACGCUCCUGGAGGCGACAAAAACGCCUUUGUAGCCUGGACCGUGGGAGACAACAACGAGAUGAUGAAGUUCGAUGCGCGCGCUAUCGGACCAAAUGGUAACAUCGGCCAACGACUGGUUUCUGAGGAACCUAUGUCGAUGGUUCUGAACCUGGGGUUCUCGCAUUCAUGGGUAGACAUAGACUGGAACAAUCUCAAGUUUCCAACCGUCUUGCGGGUGGAUUACGUGAGGUGGUACCAGCGGGAAGGUCAGGAAAUGGUAACUUGUGACCCCCCCGGAUAUGAAACGACAGAGUACAUCGCGAACCACCCGGAACCGUACAACAACCCGAACCUUACUCGGUGGAGCGAUACAAGCUACAAGCGGCCCAAGAAUAGUUUGAUGGAUGGGUGCAAGGCUGCCACGGCAAGCACAAGUUCAAGCAGAAGCACGAGCACGAGUCGCUAA